Molecule: messenger RNA, 7742 nt
Organism: Xyrichtys novacula (pearly razorfish)
Lineage: Eukaryota; Metazoa; Chordata; Actinopteri; Labriformes; Labridae
Source: the annotation of a GenBank genome assembly
AUGGAGUAUCGCUUUUUAAAAGGAUUCUUAGUGGUUUUGUUGAUACAACACAGCACUGGCGAAGGUAGGAUGGCAUUAUGCAGACAGGUUUAUUUAUUUACAUGACAGCAUCUUUACAGUUACAUAUCCAGUGGUUAACUAUGUGUGAUGUGUUAUGCUUUCCAUUUGCAUUUUGACACAAUACAUGAAUAAAUUACUGAAAGCAUUUUUCCUUACCAGUCAAUCUUGAGUAGUCCAGUUUGUGUAAUAAAAUGCCAAAAAUGUCAAAUACUAUCUCCUUAGAUCUACCUACCUCCAUCCAAUCAUCCACAACACUCAACCUCCAAGAGGGCCAGACCUUACCUCAAGAACAAGAGCUGCCCCCUGCAGAGGUGGUACCCGUGGUGGCCCCCCCUAGUCUGGAAGAGGUGCAGCAGGCCGUGCAAGAGGCCUCUGAGCAGGUGGAGGGACGUGGGGCUGAGGAAGUACUAAAGGAGCUGCUGGAGAGGGUGGUGGAGGCAGCUCUGGGGCAGGCGGAAGGAGGAGGUGAACCAAAGGCAGAAGAGUCACUAGAGCAGGAAACGGUGGAGGAAGCAACUGAAACUAACACAGGGGAAGAAGUGUCGGAGCAGAGAGUGGAGGAAAAGACGGAGGGUGAAGACAGUGACCCCGAGGAAGCAGAAACUGGUGUUGGAGAACAGACGGUAGCAGAGGAUGAAGCACUUGUCGAUGUAGAUGUGGAGGGGAAAGAAGUUAUUGAUGAGGUGGUUACGACUGCAGCUGAAUCCAUGGAUGAUGUAACAAAAGUUGUAGAAACUGGAGGCAGUAAAACAGAGGGGGUGGAGGUUAUUGGUGCAUCUCCAGACACCAUAGUUAGUCAGGAGGUUGUAGAAGAAACUGUAGCUGCUUUAGGGGUGACAGAUGGGUAUUUAGUGGAUGAUGCAGGCGUGGAAGACAACAAGGAGCAAGUUCUGUUGUUGGAUGAAAAAGAAGCAGCUGAGGCUGAAGCACAGGUGGUGGAGGAACCUCCAGCUGUUGUGGAGGUGGCAGUAGAUGGAGAGACAGAGCAGGAGACGGUGGUAGAGUCAGAUUCAAGCCUGGAAGAAAAGAUAGGGGAUGCAGGGGGAGAGGAAGUAGUGGUGAUGGAAGAAUCUCUGGUGGAGGGAGAGGCAAUAGUCCCAGUUUCUGAUAAUUCUGAGAUGGAAACAGCACAAACAGCAGCAGAGGAGCCAGUAGACGAAAUGAAAGAGGAAAACAUACUGAAGGACACUUUGGGAUCAGAGGUAGAGGGCGAAGAAGGCCAGUUAUUGAUGGAGGAGGAAGCAGCUGGGGAAGAGGUAGAGGUAGAAGAAGCAAUUGCAAGGACAGCAGAAGGGGGUGAAACCCAUCGAGAUAGCAUAUCAGAGGAGUUGGAUUUGGUAAAUGAGAGUUUUGAUGACCAACGGGCCGAAGAAGAGGAGCAAAAUGUUCUGGAGGACAUGCACGGCAGUGAAAACGAGGAACAAGGUGAGAAAUGUAAAGCAAUGGAAAUUAAAUCCAGACCGAGCAUGUGCAACAAAACUCAAAGAGAGAAAUAAGGCUAUGCAGGGGUCUUAUACUUACAACUGCCCUAUAACGUAUAUCUCAUCCAUUUACAUCCCAUAUAAGUAAUGGACAAUACUUUUUAAAUUGUUGUAUUUCUCUAUUUACUUUUUAAAAUAAGAAGAACUUUAUUCAUCCCCAAAGGGAAAUUCAAUAGGAUAAGUCCUAUCAUCAAUAAGUCCUAUUCAUAAAUUUGGUCAUACAAACCUUAACUGCAAUGGUAUUUAUCUUAAAACAUUGUGCUGCAUUAGACUCAGCAGCUUUAUUUAAGCUUACAUGUUUUGCAACUUAACCUACUUUGGGAGGGGAAAGCUCUUGGAGAUUAUUAGCCUCUUAAUUUCACUUGACAAUAACAAUGGUAACAAGCUCAUGUCCUGAAAAGCUAAAAUUAAAACGUUGAACAUUAGCUGCUCCAGCUGUGUUAGCUGUGCUUUUUUUGUCAGAGAUGUUUUUAUGCUUUUUGGGGAAAACUCUUGAGAAAAAUAUUUACUCCAAAUCUCUUGACAUGAGCAUGAAUCAUUUAUCAGACUGAACUUUUAAAAUUCACAGAAAGCCCACUGAUUGUUGUGACACACGCUAGAGCUGGUGCUGCGAAGACACUGACGAGUUAGCUUACACGCACUUUUAAGGGAAUACAAAUUACGGUCCACUUGCAACGCUGAGCUGCGGCACAUUUACGCUUUAUUCUACAUUCCAAGGGUCCACUUAACAGACCCUAAACCUUGGCCUCUUGGCUUCAUUUUCACAUGUGUGUCACAUACCAAACCCCUCUUCUAGAAGUGCUGGUGAUCUCUGCCCCAGAGCCUGACAAUGGUGCUGACGUCUCCAUUGAGCAGAGGCCCGAGAACCAGACGCCAACCCAGAGUCUGUCCUUUGGAGAGGUGGAGACAGUAGAAAAUACCCUCGAUGAUCAGACACCUAACCAUGGCAACAAGAUCAUCACUCCCACUGAUGAAGCUCUGCCAAAUGACCCUGCUGUGGCCGAGCCUACGCCGGAUAAUUUUGUGGAGGGUGUUCUGGCUGCAGUCCCUCAGGGAGAGGCCGAGGAACUCAGAGAGGCCAACGAGCAGGUGGAGGAUGCAGCUGGAGCCACAGGUAAAGAAUGGAAUAGAAGAAUACACCAAUGGCCAUGAAAUCAUGAAUCCCUGGGCAAUCUAAUCUAACUGUUCUUUAAAGUAAUUUCUCAGGUUGUCGUGAAUUUUGAUGGUAUCAAAAAAACUGGAAAUUAAAAAAAUUAGAAGGAUUUGUGGUUGAGCUGUUAGACCGGCUAAUAAUGUUAUAACUAUUUGUUAUAUUUCACAUUACAUAACAGCUCAAUCAGUCUGGUCUGUACCAGUCCUUUCCUUGUGCCCCAAUAAAGAAAGAUUCGAGGGGAACUGAACUUUCAAAUAACACUGACAAUAACUGCGGAUCUCAGUGCAGUUUCUAGACUGUCUUCCUGACUAAUAUAUUACAGCAGACUUUCUGCAGCUUAAAACUUGGGUGGAGAAAAGACGGGGGAAAACAGAUCAUCAUCAUGAUUCUGCCAACUAAAUAUGCAGAUGGCCAACUUGAUGUUGUUCCAUUUGAAUAAGUGGUGAAGCAGCCUAACAACACAUUCUGUGAUGAAAUAUUCCCAAACUUUCCAGUCUACCACAACCAGUCAAUGCAAUUUGCAAAUUUCUGCUUCAGUAAAAUGAUAGAAUAAUGAUUAUGCCCUUUUUUUGCCCCUGUGCAUCACAAAUGAUGGGUUAUCAGAGCUAUCCAAAAGCUUUUAUUGGAGUUGUUUUAUUUUUAUCAGAUUUCAUGUCUCUCGGGUUAAAUUAUGGUCUCUUUGGACCUCCGAGUCCAAUGUCUCCCUGAUCCUCUGCCCUCCUUAUUUUGCUUUCUACUUCUCUGUGUCUUUUUAGGGAUGAAUGAGCUUGGCCUGGAGUCCUGGAAGAUUGGGGCCAUUUCGGCUGCUGUUUUCCUGGUUUUGGAGACUGUUAUCAUCAUUAUCUAUAUCCUCAAGUGUCGAAACAAAAACAGGUAGGUAUCCUCAGGUUCAAUGCACCAGGAAACACUCGUCUUUAAAAAAGUUAGAGCUGCAAAUUAAGUGUUUAAGUGACAUCUGCUUCAGGCUAAGUUCUUUUUGCUGGUAUAUAUUGAGGAAAAUUGAGCAUCUACACACUCAAUAGCCACAUAUAAGAAUGGAUUUACAUAUUAUGAGUGGGAAUCAAAAUAACACUUAGCCUGCACUCACACUAGCAGCAGCCAUAUCCCUGUGCUUCUCCUCUAAUAGCUGAAAUAAGCCAUCUGAUUGCUAGCUGUAGUACCAACAGCGCUACAAUCACAGAUGGGACUUACAGCAGUACUGGUACAUGAUUGCUUCUGAUGUUGCCCGGGCUGCAGCUCACAUUUCCACACUGAUAGAUGAUGACAUUAGGAGACUGCAUUCAGGUCUUGUCCACUAUUCUUCUCACAAAAAGAGGAUUGUGUUUCAUCAGUAAUGUGCUGUACUAGUUUUUCAUUACUGGUUUGUCAUAGUCCAGUGCAACAUGUAGUUAAUUUGUGGAAGGGCAACAGUCAGCAACAAUAGCAAUAUGUGAGAAUUUGUGUCUGUUUGUGUAUGUGUGUGUAAUUUGCAGUACCCCGGCCCUGCAGCGAGCAUGUGAAGAAGGGUGUGUAGAGCCAGAGGCAGCUACAGGAGGUGACUGUAGCGACGACACACUCCCUGCAGGCAAUGGGGACACUCAACAGUAUGUUCACAUAUUAACAUCUUUUAACACCAAAAGUGGUUAUAUGGAUCACUGCAUGCAUAAAUUCAUACAGAUGUGUCAUAAAUUAAAGGAAAGCUAGAUGUAAUGGCCCACAACAGGCUGCCAGAACUGCCUCGGUGCCUCUGGACAUAAAUUUUCCAUGUCUUUGGACUCUACCUGAGGGGUGGACAUCAUUCUUCCAAAAUCUAUUUGCCCAUUUGGCGUUUUGAUGAUGGUGGUGGAGAGCGCUGUCUAACACAUCAGUCUGAAAUCUUCCAUAGAUCUGGUGACUGCGAAGGCCAUGCAACGGCAUACAAUACACAUACUUUAAAAAUUUAAUCAGACAAGGUGUCCACAGACAGUACCAGCAGCUCCUAAUGAACUGAAUCAAGCCCAGAUCUCAUUGUCAGCCAAGGACAAACAUUUGUAAACAUCUUAGAUUUAUAGGGGGCGAUAAAUAAGUACUCAGGUCUCAUCUAAACCAUUCCAAGGUUGGCAUGAUCUCACUCAGCUUAGCCAGUAACUCUUUGCAAAGAACUUUUUUUUUUCAUUCUACCGAUUUACUCCUGGAGUUUGAUCUUUCUCUCCCAACAAACUGACUUUUACCAUACAAACACCCUCGUCACUAACACUAGCCAGAUGUCAGACACGUCCAUUGUUGGACAAAUAGAUGGGGUGCACUGACCUGAAAACUUGUGGUUCACAGGGACUACCAGUUAUGCGCUUCUCAGCUGAUUCCCUCCUGGCUGUUUAGUAAGCUAGGCUGCUCACCGGGUCACAUGCGAGUGUGAGUCUCGUGAACUCAAAGCAUUUCUGGGUAAUACUACUAUUUGAACUAAUAAGACUAGCAGGCUUGGAUCAAUAAUAAGCCAAGGAUGUGUGUAUGUGCUUGGGGCGUUCCAAAGAAUGGGGUGAGAAUGUGGGAAAAUAUGAGACUAAAACAGGUCAGAAGUCAAGACAGAGGCUGAGAGUAUUUGAGUAUAGGAAAAGAAAUCUCAUGAAUGUCUGUCUGUUGCUUUAGAAAGUGUGCAAGACACAAAGAGAAAUCUGAUGCGUGCCGAGCACAGACGAUAACAAAACAACACUGAAUUAUUUAACAGUCAUCAGUGUCAUCUUGAAAUGUGUCCUUGUUAAGAGAUUUCAUUGCAGCAGUGACAAUCCAGUUGUCAUUGCAAGAGAGAAUCAGUGAAAACACUUCCAAGAAACCACAAAAGUCACCAGAAUGAUAUCUAAAAGUCACAUCUUUUAACAGCAGUACCGUCUCCACAAUGUCUGCUGCUCGUACAUACAGGGUUGCCUGACACCACAGUGAGCAGCAAGCAGAUUCAGUCACUGUAGAUGAACACUGAAAGCCAGAUAAAAGCCACAUGGAGACUAUGUUCAGUUCAGAAGUUGUCUUUGACCCAUUUUUUUCCCCAGACAAAGACACAUUAAGAACAUAAAGGCAACUUGUAUUCUCAAAAUGAAUACUGGCAUGAAAUCCAUAAAUAUAAGUAUUUAUGCACUUUAUUUUUCAAUAAGGACUUUCAUUGAACCUAACACUGGGAUGGUUCAGAUAGGGGUAGGAGAAAAAAAUUGAUACAGCAUAGUAUUGCAAUAUUUUGUCUGGUGAUAUAUCGUAUCGUCUCAAUGACCAAGUAUCAAUUUUUCAAAUUAAUCGCUAAUAUGAAGUCAAAUCUAUGAUAAUGGAAAAAUGAAAUCAACUGUUUGUCCAGUGAGGUUGGCAGAGGUGACAUCAUAGAGCAGAAGAAAGUUACUACAACAAAUAUAUAUAUAUAAGGUUUGCAAGAUGUGCUACAUGAUAAUAAAAUACAGCGUAAAUAAGACAAACAUAAAGGAAAGACAAAUGCUAAAUUAGCUUAACAGUUGAAAAUAUUUGUAUAAAUUGCAAAAUAUUGAAUCGCAGUACUCAUUGCAAAAUGUUAAAAAUCGCAAUAAUAUCGAAUUGUGGCCAAAGUAACAUGAUAACAUUGUAUUGUGGGGCCACUGGUGAUUCCCACCCCUAGUGUCAGACUGCAAUCCUAAAGCUAACUUCCUUUAUUUCUCCUUACAUUUGAUAAAAUAUGGCUCAAUAUAUCAUGUAUAUCACUUUACCAUCUGGGAAGUAGAAAGGCGGGAUAUGGUGAGGGGGGUGGGGGUUGAAAUGGAAAGGUAAUUAAGCAGGCUCAAAAACUGAAAAUAAAGACAAGUGAGAUCUAGAAGUUAAUUAACUAAAAAGGCUGAAUCUCCUAAAAUAAGUAAUGAUACAAAAUGCUCAACAUAACAAAACAGCUCCAACCUGACCUAGAAAACGCUGGUACUCUGGUAGGACUCAAGGUAGCAGAGUUUUACUGAACACAGUGUAAGAUAACAACAGAAAAGCAAUGAAUGACCACGGCACACUCUUGACAGUGUGAUGCCUUUAUACACCUGGUGUGACACUGGGGUUAACGCUUUGGAUACCCUUGAGUGUAAAUCAUCUAAGCCGGCAUAUUAUAACCCAAACAGCACUUUCAGAAACUCAUUCAUUCAGGAUACUCCAUCACCUGCUAUUAGUCAAUAAUGUCAAGUGAUCUAUCUAUAUCAAGUGGUGUCAUUUAGUCUCAGAGUAUCUUCUUCCAACACAGUUUUUAAGCGUCUCCAUCUGGUGCUGAAGUCAUUAAAUAAACAGACUCUAUUCCCAUUUACUCACAGUGCUGUAUUCAACAGCAGCUCUACAGCCAUUAAGAAGACAUUAAAUUUCAUUGUGUGUACAUUCUACUGGUAGUCUUUGGAUCUCAACAGAAUAGAUUUAUGUAAAACAACUGUGAGGAAACUGUUCUUUUAAUUUUUCUAGGAAAAACAAGUAUAAUUGUAGAUCGCCUCAAUUUACUGUCAGUGUAUGUUUAUUUAUGUUAUAUGACGCUAAAUCUUCUCUUCUUUGUGAUAUAUUUUCUCCCAACUGUAAAAUAGCUUCUCACUACCUCACUGUCCCCUCUGUUAGGAUAGCAGCACUCGACCCAUCUGAUGUGGCUUCGACUCUGAUCCAAAACAUAGAGAAGCACCAAGAAGAGAACGCGAUAGCCAUGUCAAACCUCCCACCCAGCUCCACUGUGGAGUCGGGCACCACCGGACCCACCCCAGACUCCUCACAAGACCUCAGAACUUCCACUCUCUAGGGGGUCCGACUGUUUUGCUUGUUCUUACUGUUUCCAAAUAAACCCCCCAAAUCCACCAAUCAUCGAUUGUAUUUUGUUUUCUAACUCUUGUCAACCCAACAAAGACUGCCUGCAUGGAUUUUGACUGUAAUAACUACAGUUUAUGUCGUACAUUUACAUUAGGUGUAACCUCUGGCUGGAUGCUCAAGUGAGAGUGUUUGUAUGUGUGUGAGAGUGUGAGUGAGUGUUUGUCUGAAAUCAAAGAAACACAUACAGCAACAUAUUUGUCAAGUGUUUGAAAGUGUUGAAGAAGAGAAUUGCAUUAACAGAUGAGAGCUCCUGUGUGAAC